AUGGAAGAAAAUUCCAGCUCCGGUGUGCCGUUGAGUUUUCAUGCCCCCGCGAAGUCCAGGCGUGCAUCAAGUACAUCUAGUGCCUCGUCAUCCGCGUCCUCGAGUGCUGGACAUCAUCAUAGGAAGAAUCGCAACCGCAGAAAUGAUAAGCGUAUGAAGCGGUUGGAAAAGGCAGUAGACAAUCUUACUGCCACCGUAAGUACUAUAGUAAAAGACUAUAUAUCGAAGAAUGGCGGUGUAGAGAAAGUGUUCAUGCUGCCAGCAAGCAAUCCUGCGCAAGGAUGUGCCACUAAGACAACUCUUGCG
This is a messenger RNA of Iphiclides podalirius (scarce swallowtail), 306 nucleotides long. The record is from the annotation of a GenBank genome assembly. Lineage: Eukaryota; Metazoa; Arthropoda; Insecta; Lepidoptera; Papilionidae.